Messenger RNA from Chroicocephalus ridibundus (black-headed gull), 3855 nucleotides. It is a transcript of the gene NKRF, whose product is annotated as NFKB repressing factor. Gene Ontology annotation, molecular function: nucleic acid binding. The coding region runs from base 266 to 2569 and encodes 767 amino acids. NCBI's taxonomy places the organism in Eukaryota, Metazoa, Chordata, Aves, Charadriiformes, Laridae. The transcript has 3 exons. Gene Ontology annotation, cellular component: nucleoplasm; nucleolus. The record is from RefSeq and is a predicted model, not a curated record.
ACGCGGCGCCGGCCGGGCGGCUCCGCGCGAGCGAGGGGAGAGACCGGCGCGGGGGGGAGGGGAGGCGCGAGCUCCCACCGCACCGGCACCAGUACCAGUGGGGGCGGGGGCCGGGGCCGGGGUCGGCAGGGCCAAGGCCGGGCUGGGCCGGCGCUCCCCGGCGGCCCGCAGCGAGCCGCGGCCUUGUCCGCACGUGGGGCCUGGCGGCCACCGGCGAGGACGGCCCCUCAGCGAGGCGGGAUCUCCCGCCGGGCCGCUGCUCGCCAUGCCGCCGCCGGAGCCGGAGGCGGUGCCCGAGUCGGUGCUGGAGCAGUGGCGGCAGUACAACGAGACCGAGCGGCAGUGGGGGCUGCGCCGCCGCUUCAUCCUCCGCCACCUCCACGGCUACCCCGGCGCCGCCAUAGACCAGCUCCUCUCGCUCUCCGUCCUCUGGACCAACCACGUCUUCAUGGGCUGCAGAUAUGGCAUGCAGGUCAUGGAGAAGGUUCUCAAGAUGGCUGAAGGCAUUGAUAUUGGGGAAAUGAGGACGUACGAGUUGGUCCCUAGCAGGAAGCUAAAAAGAUACCACUCUCCAUCUGACACUCCAGAGCCAGAAGAGAUUCCUGAGCCGCCCAAAAAGAUGGUCCCCAGGUUCCGGGUGCGACCACGUUUUGAACCGAUACACUUUGUCACCAGUGCUGAGAAGGUUGACAAGAAGGAAGAUUCUAUGGAUAACCAAACGCAGGAGGUGAACCAGGAGGCACACACAAACAGCAUAGUGCAGCCAGCUGAAAACUGUACGAAUUCUUUUGUGAGUGCACGGGAGACGGAUCCCCAGCUCUCCAACUCAGCUGGGUUUGGCUUUGCAGGCCAGGCAGCAGCAGCCCAGAAGGCUGUGAAUAGUAUGGACUCCACCACGAGCAGCAUGUCGCAGGUUUCUGCUUCUCCUUCAACUGCCCAGUCUGCAUCAGAGACUUUCCCUCCAUCAGCUAUAAUGCUGAAGCAGAGUUUUAUUGAGAAACUGUCAGCAGCUGUCUGGAAAAAUCUUACUAACCCAGAUGCAAACACUGGGACUGAUAAAAUUAACUAUACGUAUCUUUUGACACGUUCAAUUCAGGCAUGCAAGACAAAUCCUGAAUAUAUUUAUGUUCCUCUGAAAGAAAUUGCCCCUGCUGACCUCCCCAAGAGCAAGAAGCUCCUAACAGAUGGCUUCGCAUGUGAAGUGCGAUGUCAGAAUGUCUACCUGGCCACCGGUUACGCUGGCAGCAAAAACGGAUCCAGGGAUCGCGCCGCAGAGCUGGCAGUCAAGCUGCUGAAGAAGUCUGUGGAAGUUCGAGUUGUUCAGCGGAAGUUCAAGCACACCUAUCAUGAAGACUUGGUGGUGUGCGAGGCAAGCGUGAGUCGCCCAGAUUUCCCUCCUGCUCUUAAACCUCACGAGGAGUUUGUAGUUGCCAACAGGGACUGUGUCCCGAUGCAGCCUGGUACUGAAUCCGUGAAAGGUUCCACUAAUACCAACAAACACUGGACUAGUUUUGUCCUCACAGAGAAUGCCAGCGAUGCAAUAGGAAUACUUAACAAUUCUGCCUCAUAUAACAAAAUGUCUGUUGAAUAUAAAUAUGAAUUAAUGCCCAACCGCUCGUGGCGUUGUCAGGUGUAUCUACAAGAUCACUGCCUAGCUGAGGGAUUUGGCACGAAGAAGACCAGCAAGCACGCAGCAGCCGAGGAGGCAUUGAAAAUUCUGCAGAAGAUGCAGUCAAAUAUAGCAGCCAUCAAGGUGACCCAAGUUCAGAAAGUGGGCUGCUCGUCGCGGGGCUCUGGAAGGAAGAAGGACCUGAAGGACCUCGUGAUUUAUGAGAACUCCAGCAAUCCAGUGUGUACGCUGAACGACACCGCCCAGUUCAACAAGAUGACGGUGGAGUAUGUCUUUGAAAGGAUGACCGGCAUGCGAUGGAAAUGCAAGGUGCUGCUUGAAGACGAAUUCAUCGCAGAAGCAGUUGGAGUGAAGAAAUCUGUCAAGCAUGAGGCAGCAGAGGAAGCUGUGAAAAUCCUCAAAAAGACUCAGCCAACUGUUGUUAAUAACCUGAAGAAAGGCACCGUCGAAGAUGUCAUCUCCAGAAAUGAGAUUCGGGGUCGAUCAGCAGAAGAGGCUUUCAAACAGAAGAUCAAAGAAGACAACAUUGGGAAUCAAAUUUUAAGAAAGAUGGGCUGGACAGGCGGUGGCCUAGGGAAAGAUGGUGAAGGGAUUAGAGAGCCAAUUUCAGUGAAGGAGCAGUUUAAAAGGGAAGGACUCGGGCUUGAUGUAGAAAGGGUGAACAAAAUCGCUAAAAGAGAUAUUGAAGAGAUCAUUCGAAACUAUGCACGCUCAGAAAGUCACAUUGACUUGACUUUCUCUAGAGAACUGAACAUGGACGAGCGGAAGCAGAUACAUCAGAUCGCCCAAAAAUAUGGUCUUAAAAGUAAAUCUCAUGGGCAGGGCCACAACAGAUACUUGGUGGUAAGCAGGAAGCGGCGCAAGGAAGAUCUCUUAGACCAGCUGAAGCAAGAAGGCCAGGUUGGGCAUUACGAGCUUAUUAUGCCUCAGGCAAACUGAGGUCAGGUGUCCCAUUUGACCGGAGACUGAGCUUCCUGGAUAUUCAAUUGAAGAAAGAGAUGCUGCAUUUUUCUUGUUGUGGGUUAUAUUAACGUUAAAGUCUUUCACUUCGUUAAUAUAAUUUCUAAAAUGUUGUUAGACGUUUAGAACCAACCAAGUUCUGUUCAAGUAUAUUAGCACAACCCAAAAGCAGUAGUGCUGUUACUGUAUGUGUCUUUGAUAUUACUUGCUCCUUCACAUUUUAAUAGUUUUAUAAUAGGAAAAACCACCAUGUCCAACAAGAAGGAAUUUGGCAUAAUUUAAAAUCAUAGUUCCCUUAUUAUUCUUGACCAAGGAAGGAAAAAAAAAUGCCUUUUUUUUUUUUUUUUUUUUACAAAAAAAAGUAAAAUAAUAAAAAGCAAAGGAAAUGCAGUCUGGGGGAGUAAACCUGUAUGUAAAGUUGGUAUUAAUGACAAUAAAAAUAAAGUUUUAUUUCUGGAAAAAAACAGGAUUUGUCACACUUUGUAAAAAAAAAAAAAAAAAAAGUGUGAAAACUGCGUUUAUUCUUGAUAAAUACAUAUAGUGCUCUUGUCUCUGCCAUAUAUGUGUGUAGAGAGAUGUCCUUAACCAGUUUAACAGCACGCUUUUAUUCAUAGAUUUCUGCCUUGAGUCUCCCGUACUGAGAGUUACUGAAUGCACCUUAAUUGUCAGCGUAUCGGACUAGGAUAAUUCCAGUGUGGUUUUGCCUUGACAUGUGCAAAUACCACGGUGAAGUGUGACAUAUGAAAUCCGGAGGUAAACGCAGAGCCCACGCAGCAAAGAUGCUCCUGUAGCUUGUGGGGACUGUUAUAUAACUUAUUUUUUUACUUCGAAUAUAAGCUCUUUAAUCCUGAGCAAAAUCAAAUCUGUGCCUAAUUAUUUCUGUGCUCCGUGACUGUACCUGCGCUUGUGUAUAUCAAGGGCGAUUCACAAGUAAAGGUUGUGGUGUUGCUCUGAGGUGUGCUGUGAGUGUGGCCUCUCUCCGGGACGCCAGAGCGCUGGCUCCUUGCCGAUGGGCAGGGCCGUGGGACACGGUGCUUCCCGAGCCUCGCAGGAACGCUGGCUUCGUACUUGGGAAAUGUAGAAGUCAGGAAUUGACCUUGGAAGAGCCAAGAGCAAGACGUGCUGAGAGAUGCUGGGUUUUUCCUGUCACCAGUAGGGCCAGCUGAUGAUUCUUCAGCGCAAAGCCAGUCCUAAUGAAAUAUUUUCUGUUCUCCUGUCGCCUUGUGUCUCAGCAAUUGCUUUUGUUUUUCUGCUGCCUGUAUUUG